Hyaena hyaena (striped hyena) is the source of this 5172-nucleotide messenger RNA. It is a transcript of the gene TRAK1, whose product is annotated as trafficking kinesin protein 1. The transcript has 16 exons. The record is from RefSeq and is a predicted model, not a curated record. Bases 508 to 3192 code for a protein of 894 amino acids. Gene Ontology annotation, biological process: endosome to lysosome transport; neurogenesis; anterograde axonal transport of mitochondrion. Gene Ontology annotation, cellular component: dendrite. Lineage: Eukaryota; Metazoa; Chordata; Mammalia; Carnivora; Hyaenidae. Gene Ontology annotation, molecular function: GABA receptor binding.
GGAGCCCCCGCUGGCGUGCCAGACCUACUGGGGCCCGUCCACCCAGCUGCGCCAGACUCCGGCAACGGGGCCCCCGAUGGCAGUGGGCACCUCCCUGUGAAACCUGCCAAGCUGGACGCCACAGUUCCGCACGCUGACACUUUGGCCAACUCCGUGCCCCCGUUGGAGGUGUGCAGCCAUGCAGUCCUAGCCUGCAGCCCCGGCAUCCCUGAGGAGCACUAUGUAAGCGAGGCUGUGGAAGAUGCUCCCAGCUGCAGAGGGUACCGGGAUGCCUGCACCAUCACCGACGUGUGCAACAGCACCGAUCUUCCGGAAGUCGAGAUCAUCAGCCUGCUCGAGGAGCAGCUGCCCCAUUAUAAGUUAAGAGCCGACACCAUCUACGGUUAUGAUCACGACGACUGGCUCCACACGCCCCUCAUUUCUCCAGAUGCCAACAUCGACCUCACAACCGAGCAGAUUGAAGAGACGCUGAAGUACUUCCUCUUAUGUGCUGAAAGAGUUGGCCAGAUGACUAAGACGUAUAAUGACAUAGACGCUGUCACUCGGCUUCUUGAGGAGAAAGAGCGGGAUUUAGAACUGGCCGCUCGGAUCGGCCAGUCGUUGUUGAAGAAGAACAAGACGCUAACCGAGAGGAACGAGCUGCUGGAAGAGCAGGUGGAACACAUCAGGGAGGAGGUGUCUCAGCUCCGGCACGAGCUGUCCAUGAAGGAUGAGCUCCUGCAGUUCUACACGAGCGCCGCCGAGGAGAGCGAGCCCGAGUCCGUGUGCUCCACCCCGUUGAAGAGGAAUGAGUCCUCCUCCUCUGUGCAGAACUACUUUCAUCUGGAUUCUCUUCAGAAGAAGCUGAAGGACCUCGAGGAAGAGAACGUCGUGCUCCGAUCUGAGGCCUGCCAGCUGAAGACGGAGACCAUCACCUACGAAGAGAAGGAGCAGCAGCUAGUCAACGACUGUGUGAAGGAGCUGAGGGACGCCAACGUGCAGAUUGCCAGUAUCUCAGAGGAGCUGGCCAAGAAGACCGAGGAUGCUGCCCGCCAGCAAGAGGAGAUCACACACCUGCUGUCGCAGAUAGUUGACUUGCAGAAGAAGGCCAAAGCUUGUGCCGUGGAAAAUGAAGAGCUGGUGCAGCAUCUGGGGGCGGCCAAGGACGCCCAGCGGCAGCUCACGGCCGAGCUGCGUGAGCUGGAGGACAAGUAUGCGGAGUGCAUGGAGAUGCUCCACGAGGCGCAGGAGGAGCUCAAGAACCUCCGGAACAAGACCGUGCCCAACACCACGUCCCGCCGCUACCACUCCCUGGGCCUGUUCCCCAUGGACUCUUUGGCGGCAGAGAUCGAGGGAACGAUGCGCAAGGAGCUGCAGUUGGAAGAGCCUGAGUCUCCAGACAUUGCUCACCAGAAGCGAGUCUUCGAGACGGUGAGAAACAUCAACCAGGUCGUCAAGCAGAGGUCUCUGACCCCGUCCCCCAUGAACAUCCCCGGCUCCAACCAGUCCUCAGCCAUGAACUCCCUCCUGUCCAGCUGCGUCAGCACCCCGCGGUCUAGCUUCUACGGCAGCGACAUUGGCAACGUGGUCCUGGAUAACAAGACAAACAGCAUCAUCCUGGAAGCAGAGUCUGCCGACCUGGGGAACGGCGAGCGCAGCAAGAAGCCCGGGACGCCGGGCACGCCCGGCUCCCACGACCUGGAGACGGCGCUGCGGCGGCUGUCCCUCCGCCGGGAGAACUACCUCUCCGAGCGCAGGUUCUUCGAGGAGGAGCAGGAGCGGAAGCUGCGGGAGCUGGCGGAGAGGGGCGAGCUGCUCAGCGGCUCCCUGACGCCCACGGAGAGCAUCAUGUCCCUCGGCACCCACUCCCGCCUCUCCGAGUUCACCGGCUUCUCCGGCAUGUCCUUCAGCAGCCGCUCCUACCUGCCCGAGAAGCUGCAGAUCGUGAAGCCGCUGGAAGGCUCUGCCACCCUUCACCACUGGCAGCAGUUGGCCCAGCCCCACCUCGGGGGCAUCCUGGACCCCCGGCCCGGUGUGGUCACCAAGGGCUUCCGGACACUGGACGUUGACCUGGAUGAAGUGUACUGCCUUAACGACUUUGAAGAAGACGACACAGGUGACCACCUUUCCCUCCCGGGCCUAGCUACCUCCACGCCAGUGCAGCACCCAGAGACCUCAGGUGAGGGGUCCCGAGCACGCGUGACUGUCUCAGGCAGCAGAAGUUACCCACGCCGGCCUCAGGCCUUCCCAGAGGAGAUGCAGGAGCCGCCAGCGGCCGAGGAGGAGGAGGAGGAGGAGGAGGAGGGGUCUGCACACCACCCUGGGAAGUGCAUGUCACAGACCAACUCCACCUUCACCUUCACCACAUGUCGUAUCCUGCAUCCUUCAGAUGAGCUCACGCGGGUCACGCCAAGCCUUAACUCGGCUCCAACUCCAGCUUGUGGCAGCGCCAGCCACUUGAAGUCCACGCCGGUGGCCACCCCGUGCACUCCACGGAGACUGAGCCUGGCCGAGUCCUUCACUAACACCCGCGAGUCCACGACCACCAUGAGCACGUCUCUGGGGCUGGUGUGGCUGCUGAAGGAGCGAGGCAUUUCUGCGGCCGUAUAUGAUCCUCAGAGCUGGGACCGGGCUGGCCGGGGCUCCCUCCUGCACUCCUACACCCCCAGGAUGGCGGUGAUCCCCUCCACCCCCCCCAACUCGCCUAUGCAGACACCCACGUCUUCCCCGCCCUCCUUUGAGUUCAAGUGCACGAGCCCUCCCUACGACAACUUCCUGGCCUCCAAGCCAGCCAGCUCCAUCCUGAGGGAAGUGAGGGAGAAGAAGAGCGUCCGGAGCAGCGAGAGCCAGACAGACGUGUCCGUCUCCAACCUCAACCUCGUGGACAAAGUCAGGAGGUUUGGCGUGGCCAAAGUGGUGAACUCAGGGCGAGCCCACGUCCCCGCCUUGACUGAGGAUCAGGGACCUCUCCUCUGUGGGCCCCCGGGCCCAGCCCAGGCCCUCGUCCCCGGAGGCCUGGUCCCCGAGGGCCUGCCUCUCGGAUGCCCCACCGUCACGAGCGCCAUGGGCGGGCUGCAGCUCACCAGCGGCAUCCGGAGGAAUCGCAGCUUCCCCACCAUGGUGGGGUCCAGCAUGCAGAUGAAAGGCCCUGUGGCUCUCACCUCGGGCAUCUUGAUGGGUGCUAAGCUCCCCAAACAGACUAGCUUCCGGUGAGGACGGAGGCAGGCCCUUCCCCUGGAGGAGACCAGUCCUGCUCCUGCCUCCCCCCCGCCCCCCGCACUGUGUGCUCUCCCUCUCUCCUCCUCCGUCCCUCCCCUCUUGAGCUAGACAAAUCAACCUCGUGCCUAAUGGGGGAAGAGGGACACUGCACAGUGUGUACAUGGGACUUGGAGACCUGGUGUCCACCCUGCCCUUCCUCCAUAUCCCACGGGAAGGGCCCUAGCGCCGUCACUGCUGUCACCGGAAUGUUGUAUAGCGGGGGGCAGGGGCAGGCAGGUGGCCCUUUCUCCUCCUCUGAGAAGCACUGAAACCCCAAGAGCGUUCUUAUCCCAUGGAUAGGAAACCAGUGAAUCCGUGGCUGGCCCCCAGGGCUGUCCAUCGCGAGCCGGCUCGGGGCACGAUGCCUCUGCCCCCCGGUGUCGCUGGGCACCUCCCCUCGCUCGCCCUGGAAGAGCACCAGGAGCCUCGGUCUGUGGCCACACGCAGCUGAUGUAGCUUUCAGGAUCGCAGGGCUGUUCUUUGUUUCAGGGGUGGCCGCGCUUCCUCAAGACCGUCACUACUCUGCUUCAAUGGAGAGUCGCUUUUUUUUUUUCCAUGCCUUCGAUCUGAAUCACCCUUCGAUGUCCUGUAAUCAUUUGUCAGGCCGGACGUCUGGCCUGAAAGAAUGUAUUCACACUCCCGCCGCACCCUCAGCCCCUGUGUGUUCUGCGUGAGGUUUUCGUUUUCUGUUUUCUAUAUGCAGGGAAGUAAUGGUACUAGAUAGAGAGUCAUGGUCCCUGUCCUGUGGUCCUAGGACACGGGCAUCACACGGUUUCCAACAUACCGAGCUGCUACUGAGAUAGCGGCAGAGUUUGGGGACCCAGUGUCACAACCAAAUUAAGACCAGACCCAAGAUACUUCUAACAAUAGGAUUACAAGGAAAGGGGGUAAGGGGCGAAGGCUGUGAGUGGAAUUUGUCAACAGUAGAAGUCAAAAGAACCACAGCCCACCUGUAACACCAGCCUGUUCAUGGGGGAAAUGAGGCUUGGGCAUUCUCCUGGUUCCAGCCCUUCCUCGGAUGCCCGAGACUGGUCCGCGUGUCUUCACGCGUGUGGUCUUGAUGCAGGCAUUCAGCGCCCACACCUUGUGCCCUCGUGUUUCGGAACCGAGUGCUACAACUCGGUAUUUUCUCCCGCCCUCCUCUCCCGAGCCCUGGGUCUCCGUGUGCAGCUGUUUAGGAAAAGAUGGAGGUGCUUGUGGGAAGAACCGUACCUGAACAUGGGAGCCUGGUCCUGUGUUGUCGCUGACAGAGUUUGGAACUCUUAUUUAUUAUUUGUGUGUGCUGUAUUUUAAACCUCCACCCUCCUUUCCCAUUCCAGUCACAGUGUGGCUGUGGCAUUCCAAUCCAAGCAGGUAACUUAUUUAUUCUAACCUGAGGACGGCGCCAUCCCUCAGGGUUCCGUGGUCCUUCGUCCCAGCCAUUUGUGGAAGGGUAACAUCACAUGCAGAUGAAAUCGUCGCGUUGCUGUCCCGUCCCCCACCCCUCCCCAGAUGUGUCCAGUUGAGUGUAAACUUGCGCCUCCUGAGGCAUCUUUGAGAAAGUCUCAAAGGAGCAAACUUCAGUACCCCAAUUUUAGAUUAUUUAUUCUCAGAACAUGAGGGUGCGGGUUGUUUCCAACCCCCCUCCUGGUUGUAUGCGUGCAUUCACUGCAAGGAAAUUUUUUAUUUGAAUGUAUUUUAAAGCAGUAGGUAGAAUAACAAAGUAUGAAAACCACGAACUGAUGGACCACUUUAUGUAUUCAGAGAGGAGCCACCAUCACCACAAAGGAAAUACCAUGUAAAAAUCGGCCAUUCGGAGGUUGCAGUACUUAGUAUAGUUCAUGAUCAACCUUGUGCAACCACUACCAAAAAAGUGUGUUGUGAUGCAUCAGAAAACAAUACAAUUCCAUUCUCUAAUGAAUAUCAAUAAAAUAAAUUCAAACGAUGGGAACCACA